AUGGGCGAUGGCCAAAAAUUUCUACAUUUUUCCAAUUUAUUUUUGGCCAUUUUCAGCAUUUCAGCUUUUGUUCAUAUUCAGUUGAGGUAAAUCGGGGGCGAUGCGCAGCGAAAUAUUGGAUACGGAGUAGGAUAUUCGUUUUCAGAAUGAAAAAUUGGCUUUUCUCCUAAGAAAAAUGAGUGAAAUUGAGCAAACUCCGUAUCCCCCAAAUAUAUUGGCUGCGUAGCAACCAAAAAGCAGCGAGAAAUGGAUACGGAGUGAGAAUCGGGCUUUGAGAAUAGAAUAAUCGUUUUCAAAAUGAAAAUUUAGGCCAUGACAUUUUUCCUGGGGCAAAAAUAACGAAAAUUGAACAAACUCCGUAUCCCCCUGAUAUAUUGGCUGCGUAGCAACCAAAAAUGAUCUAAUAGUGUGCUUCAAAACCUAGUUCAUCGUGUUCAGCGCAAAAAGUUAUCCAAGAACAAGAAUUUUCAAAUUCCUAGCUCUUGAAUUAAACAAACUCCGUAUCAGCCUCACCAUAUCUGAAUUCGCUGCGUAGCAACACCUAGACUUCAGAUUGCUCAGAUUAUAGUGAUGUUGGGUGUCUUCCGAGCCGGAAUUUUAUGAGGAAUCUGAAAUUGUGGAUUUUGAAGCCUAUAAAUAACUUGAAUUCUCACUACGUAUCAAUUUAGCUGCGUAGCAACCUUCAAAAUUGAAUUGCUCAGAUUAUAGGCUUGUGGGGUGUCUUUAGAAUCCAAAUUCCGCCCCGAAUCUACGAUUUUUUGCAGAAUCUGGUCUCUCGAGGAAGAAUGCGCUCUGAAAUCUUCCGCAUUCCACCGCAUCAAACGCGACAUUCCGCAAACAGUCCACCUGCGCAACUCAUCCGACUCUCUCUGGCUCUCCUCUCUCUCCUCCGUCAAAAUCGGCGAUGUCAUGAAAAAAUGCCUCGAAGUCCACGAGUACUGCAGCGAGAAGGACGAUAUUCGUGGAAAGCCCGGAUCUCGCGGGCCACCUGGGCCAAUGGGUCAAAGAGGUCCCGCAGGCCCGCAAGGUCGACAAGGGCUUAUGGGGAUUCCUGGGAUACAGGGGCCGACGGGGCCGCCGGGGGCUUUUGGAAAAGAUGCGGAUUGCUCGAGUUGCCCGAUUCGCGAGGAAUUCCUGGUUCAGCGCGAUUUUCAAUGUCCCACUGUACAGAAUUUGGAUUGUCCAGACAUCAAAAUCGAGGAUACAACACCCUACCCACAAAUUACCCAUAAACCUAUACCUAUAAUUGUGGAACAGGUAGGCUUUAGGCUUAGGCCUUUAGGCCUUUAGGCCUUUAGGCUUAGGCCGUUAGGCUUAAGCCUUUAGGCUUAAGCCCCUAAGCCCACAAACAAUUUCCAGCUUUUGGCAAAUCAUAGCGAGGUUGAAAGCUGUGUCAAAAUUUGUAUGGCCAACUAUACGGAUGAGGACGAGGCUAGCCGGAUGACAACACCGCCACCGUAUAUUGAGGGAGUUACAGCGCGUGAGUUGAUGCGCAGUGGAAUCGGGGAGGGGAUACGUAGCCUAGUUGAAAUUGCGGUUCGAAUGAUACCUCAUACGACUAUGCUUAGGUUGCUACGCAGUCAAAUCAUUAUAGAGACUUGAUACUGAGCUCUGCUCUAGAGAGACUGCAGACUUUGAAUGUGAUACUCAACACGAGUUGCUACGCAGCCAAUUAGAUAUACAUGGGGAUACGAAGGGCUCCCCAGGGUUCUACACAUCCCAAUCCUUCCUUUCCUCAGAUUGCCGCCUUCAAAACGUCGGGAAGCCCGUGUUCCACUCGCAUUCCACAACGUAUUAUGGAAGUUGGAUGAGAGAUUCGUACCCGCCGACUGGAGAUGUGAGUUAGGCUAACUUAGGUCUAGACAAGUCUGAAAUUGAUUUAGGAUGGAAGAAAACGCUAUGUGAUGAAUCAUUUCCACGGUCAACAAUUGGUGGAAUACAAAAAUGAGGCGGAUUUGAGGAGGGAUUAUGUGAAUAAAGUGUGAGUUACAAGGAUGGGGAAAUAUCUAAAAAAAAAGACGGUACAAACGAUGCGCCUUUGAAUUCUCUAUCGAAAAGUACGAAGAUCACCUUUAACCGUGACCUGAUUGCUGAGAUUCAGUGAAAAUACCUUAUCGUCCUUAACAAUAAGGUUUUCUCGAAUUACACUGUCUACCGAAAGCGCCCUGGAGAAGUUAUUCAUACCCUACGAUGCGCCUUUAAAUUCUCUAUCGAAUGCUAUAAGAAUCAGUUAAGAAUACGACUUGGGAGCUGAGAUUUAAUGAAAACACCUUAUCGUCCUUAACAAUAAGGUCGAAGCCUAAUUUCCUGAAAAUCCUAAAGUGCCCCAAAGUGAUAUAAACGAUGCGCCUUUAAAUUCUCUGUCGAAACAUACCAAUUUCACAUAAAAAUAUCACCUGGGAGCUGAAAUUUAGUGAAAAUACCCUAUCGUCCCUAACAUAAGGUCGAAGCCCUAGUUUCCAGGAGAAUCCUGAAGUGCCCCAAAGUGAUAUAAACGAUGCGCCUUUAAAUUCUCUAUCGAAUGCUAUAAGAAUCAGUUAAGAAUACGACUUAGGAGCCUAGAUUUAGGGAAAAUACCUUAUCGUCCUUAACAAUAAGGUCGAAGCCUAGUUUCCUGAAUAUCCUAAAGUGCCCCAACGUGAUAUAGUGUACCAAACGAUGCGCCUUUAAAUUCUCUAUUGAAACAUACCAAUUUCACAUAAAAAUAUUACCUGGGAGCUCGAAUUUAGUGAAAAUACCCAAUCGUCCCAAAAUCGUUCUUCUCCUUUUUACAGCCACUACCUUCCCUAUCUUUUCGACGGCACAAAUCACGUAAUUUUCAAUUCCACCCUCUUCUACCAACGUGCCGGUCAUCCAAUCAUCUCAAAAUAUGAUUUCUCGUCGAAAACCUAUGCGGAAAUUGAGAUUAAAGGCGCAGCCUAUCGAGCCGAUCAAUAUUUAUUCCAUAAUAAUUCGUUGAAUUAUUUUGAUCUGGCGAUUGAUGAAAAUGCUCUCUGGGUUAUGUUCCAUUAUCAGGAACAAGAAUUUUUAUCGGUUGCCAAGGUAGGGUUUUACCUUACGCUUUUUAAAAACCUUAUCGUUUCUUUUCAGGUAGACAUCAAUAAUCUGACAAUUUAUGAAACCUUCAAUCUCACAUCAGUAAACCACACCCAAGUCUCAAAUGGCAUCGUAAUUUGCGGAACGAUUUACCUCGUCGAAAGUUCAAAUGAUCAAUCUUCAUACAUCAGUCAAGCCUAUGAUUUCUAUCGAAAUCUCUACAGUUCGCCACUCAUUAAAUGGAUAAAUUUGUAUAAGAAUUCGAAUAUGAUUAGUUAUAACGCCUAUGAUAAGCGUAUUUAUAUCUAUGAUAAUGGUUAUAUGUUAACAGUUCCCCCGUUUUUACAUUGGUUGGCAAAAUAA
Caenorhabditis angaria is the source of this 3399-nucleotide messenger RNA. Lineage: Eukaryota; Metazoa; Nematoda; Chromadorea; Rhabditida; Rhabditidae. The record is from the annotation of a GenBank genome assembly.